This is a messenger RNA of Melitaea cinxia (Glanville fritillary), 1561 nucleotides long. It is a transcript of the gene Idh3a, whose product is annotated as probable isocitrate dehydrogenase [NAD] subunit alpha, mitochondrial. Gene Ontology annotation, cellular component: mitochondrion. The record is from RefSeq and is a predicted model, not a curated record. The coding region runs from base 94 to 1161 and encodes 355 amino acids. The transcript has 7 exons. Lineage: Eukaryota; Metazoa; Arthropoda; Insecta; Lepidoptera; Nymphalidae. Gene Ontology annotation, biological process: tricarboxylic acid cycle; isocitrate metabolic process. Gene Ontology annotation, molecular function: NAD binding; magnesium ion binding; isocitrate dehydrogenase (NAD+) activity.
CAACAGUCCUAGUUCGCAGAGGCACUCGGCAGUAUCCUCCCCCUCCGCCGCUCCACCGCGGAGUAUCUUCUUCGUAGAAUAAAAUAUAGUGAAAUGGCUGCGAGAAUUAUCAGAAAAAUUGUGCCGGCGGGCCGAGCGGGAGCCGCUCAGUACAGCACGGGAGUGCGGAAGGUGACCCUUAUUCCCGGCCACGGGAUCGGGCCUGAGAUCACCGUAGCCGUUCAGAAAAUAUUCGAAGCCGCCAAAGUGCCCAUCGAAUGGGAUGAGGUGGACGUCACAGCUGUUAGAGGACCAGAUGGAAAAUUCGGUAUCCCUCAGCGAGCGAUUGACUCGGUCAAUGCAAACAAGAUUGGACUCAAAGGGCCCUUGAUGACCCCUGUGGGCAAGGGCUACCGCUCUCUCAACUUAGCACUACGUAAAGAAUUCGACCUCUACGCUAAUGUCAGACCUUGUAAAAGUUUAGAUGGCAUCAAGACCCUAUACGACAACGUGGACGUAGUCACGAUCCGAGAGAACACAGAGGGAGAAUACUCGGGUAUCGAACACGAGAUAGUAGAUGGAGUGGUCCAGUCCAUCAAACUAAUUACCGAGGAGGCCAGCAAGCGAGUGGCCGAGUUCGCCUUCCAGUUCGCAAGGGAUAACAAGAGGAAGAAGGUCACCGCUGUACACAAGGCCAACAUCAUGCGCAUGUCGGACGGGCUGUUCCUGCGUUGUUGCCGCGACCUGGCCACGCAGUACCCGGACGUCAAGUUCGAGGAGCGCUACCUCGACACCGUGUGCCUCAACAUGGUCCAGGACCCCUCCAAGUUCGACGUGCUGGUGAUGCCCAACUUGUACGGCGACAUCAUGUCGGACAUGUGCUCCGGUCUGGUCGGAGGCCUGGGACUCACGCCCUCCGGAAACAUUGGCAAGAAUGGCGCGCUCUUUGAAUCUGUUCACGGAACAGCUCCCGACAUCGCGGGUAAGGACAUGGCUAACCCUACCGCCCUGCUGUUGUCUGCCAUUAUGAUGCUCAGACAUUUGCAACUUAACGAACACGCCGACAGAGUCCAAAACGCCUGUUACGAGGUUUUGCGUGAAGGAAAAGCACUAACUGGAGACUUAGGCGGCACGGGAAAGUGUAGCGAGUACACCAAUGCAAUUAUUUCAAAAUUAAACUAAAUUAUUAUUUGUAUAUUUGGUAGGAUUUUUCCCGCCCUUUUGGAUAUAAAUGAAAAAAAAGUGUUACCAGCUUGACGCAAUUCAAUUUGCGAAUAUGGCGACUAUAUAGUAUUAUUUUAGUUUUCUUAAAUAAAAAUACUUAAGCUACUGGAGUGGUUGGUAAGUAAGAAGAGAAUAUUAAAUGCCAAAGCACACAUUAUCUGAAAGAUAUAUCAUUUUAUUACUUUUCAUUUGCCAAUAAAAAUUUUAAAACUGAAAUGAGAUUAUGAUCAAGACUAAAAAUCUUGUCUUAUAAACUUCUUUCUUUUAAUUAUUAUUUAUUAAAAAUCAAUUCAUCAAUGAGUUUCUUUGUCAAACGAGGAAGAAAAUGAAAUUUCUAAUAAACUACUUGUUACAGUUA